UAGUAAGGCAGUAGCAGAGUGGGCACUGGGAAGCUGAAUGUGCACAGAGAGCCGAAAGCAACAUGCACGGACCGGGCAGCAUCAUGGGUACAGCCGCCGGCCUGUGCCUCCUACUCCUACUCGCCGCCAGUUCUGCUGAGAAACCAUGCGUAUUAAUCACCCCCGCGGUGCUCCACGCAGAAAUGGAGGAGACGUUCAUGCUGGAGGCUCCAUUACACACCUCGGAAUUUGAGGCCAAAAUCCAGAUACAGGAUUUCCCGCUGAAAUUAAAGUCUCUGGCCAAGGCAACGGUGAAGCUAAAUGCCGCCAACGGUUUCCAGGGCGAAGUGAAAAUACAGCUGUCAGCCAAUGACUUGCCCAAAGACUCCAACAAGAAGCAAUUUGCCUACGUUAUUGUUGAUGCCCCCGACGCCAACUGCAAACUGGAGAAAAUAGUCCUCCUGUCCUUUGAAAGCGGCUACAUCUUUAUACAGACCGACAAAACCCUCUACACCCCGGGAUCCAAUGUUUUAUAUCGGCUCUUCAUCUCGAACCCCUUCUUGGCUCCCGACAACCGUACAGUAACGGUGGAGAUUGUGAACCCAGACAAGAUUGUGCUGGAAAAAGCUUCCUACACGUCCAGCGCCGGCAUCGUGUCCAAGAACUUCAUCCUGCCAGACAUAGCAAAUGUUGGAAUGUGGAGGAUCAUUUCUAGAUUCCAGGCGGCACCUCAACAGACGUUCCACACUGAGUUUGAGUGCAAGGAAUAUGUGCUGCCUACUUUUGAGGUUCUCCUGGAGACGCCGCAGCCAUAUUUCUUUCUGGACGAAAAUGAAUUUGUCGUGGACGUAAAAGCCAGGUUCCUGCACGGGAAAGAGGUUGAGGGCUCAGGGUACGUAGUGUUCGGGGCGAUGGAAGGUAACGAGAAGAUGAAUUUCCCCGAUUCUCUGACUAAAAUAGAGGUGGUAAAUGGAGAGGCCCGAGCCGUACUGAAAAGUGCCAUGCUUAUGAGGCGGUUCCCCGUACUCUCUCUGCUACUGGGAAAGCACUUGUACGUCACAGUCACAGUCCUGACCAAUGCAGGCAGUGACAUGGUGGAAGCUGAGAGGACUGGGAUCCCCGUAGUUGACAAAGCAUUCAAUUUGCUAUUCACCAAGAGCUCAAACUAUUUCAAGCCAGGCUUGCCCUAUACACUCUGGAUCUCGAUUGAGAACCCUGACGGAUCUCCGGCUUCUGCUGUGAGUGUUUGCACAUUGACUGAUGAGUGCCGUAGGUCUGACAAGGAUGGGACCGCGCAAUUAGUGAUAAACACUCCAGCGGACAGUACAAAUCUGGAAGUGAAGAUGCGGACGGAAGCUUUAGAUGUUCUGCCACACCGGCAAGCGACUGGCACGUUCACCAUCCAGGCCUACAAACCACAGGGCAACUCGAAGAAUUACUUGCACGUUGACAUCAUGGCCCCCAAGGUGGGACUAUAUAAUAACCUGCCUGUGAACUUCUACGUGAGGAGCGUGGAAGCCGAUGAGAGUAUCCAGAAAAUCUCUUUUAUGGUUCUUAGCAAGGGCCGGAUCGUACACGUGGGCAAAGUAAGCCGGCAGAAAGGCCAAGGACUUGUGGUCACAUCUAUUCCUGUCAACGAAAAGUUCAUGCCAUCUUUCCGAAUUGUGGCGUAUUAUAUAGCGGGCAAAGAAGGGCAGGAAAUUGUGUCAGACUCAGCCUCUGUGGACAUUCAGGAUUCCUGCAUGGGAAAGAUUGAGUUUCGUCAAAAUCCCAAGAAGAUGUCCUUUAAUCCUCAACCUGGAAAUUCCAUCAGUAUGUUGAUCACCGGGGACCCCGGGGCCCACGUCGGACUCGUGGCCGUGGACAAAGCCGUUUUUGUUCUGAACAAAAAGAACAGGAUUUCCCAAGCCAAGAUUUGGAAGGAGCUGGAAGCAAGCGACCUGGGCUGUACCAUCGGUGGGGGAAGUGAUAACGCAGCCGUGUUUACCGACGCUGGACUUUCUGUAGUGACCAACAUUGGCCUUAAUAAUCCCAUUAGACAAGAACUCCGCUGCUCCCAGGGUCAAAGGAAGCGUCGCUCCGUCCCCCUGACUGGACUAAAGGCAAAGAAAGUUCAGGAGUACAAGGAUUUGCGGCUGCGGCGCUGCUGUGAGGAGGGAAUGCUGGAGAAUCCCAUGGGAUAUUCCUGCCAGAGACGGGCCCAGUAUGUGCUGGAGGCUGGCGACUGCUCUGCCAUAUUCCUCGAAUGCUGCAAGUUUAUUUAUGAAUCGCCGCCAGUCAGAGGAGGCUCCAGGGGACCCAAAAGAAGGCCAAGUAUAACCUCAUUCAUCCAUGCAACCUCUGCCGGAGAAAGCCAGGAUGAUAUGGAUUCCUACAUGGAUAUCAAAGACAUCAGCUCCCGUACCAUAUUCUCUGAGAGCUGGCUAUGGAGGGUAGAAGUACUGCCGCCCCGGGCAGACCACACUGGCUGGGCGUCCAAAAUUAUAUCUCCCCCACUGCCAGAAUCAAUCACCACUUGGGAGUUCCUGGCUGUCAGCAUGUCUCCUACUAAAGGUAUCUGUGUUGCUCAGCCAUACGAACUCACGGUGAAGAAACCAUUCUUCAUCGAUCUUAGGCUUCCAUAUUCCGUGGUGCGUAAUGAGCAAGUAGAGAUCCGUGCUGUCCUAUACAGCUAUAUAGAGGAAGACAUUGAGGUGCGGGUGGACCUCCUGUAUAACCAGGAUAUGUGCAGCUCAGCCACAAAGGAAAGUACGUAUCGCCAGGUGGUGAAGAUGGGACCCGGUGCCAUUGCCGUAAUUCCGUUUGUCAUUGUGCCGUUGGUGGCUACUGAUCUACAGGUGGAAGUUAAGGCUUCAGUGAAAAACACAGGAUUUGACGAUGGCGUGAUGAAAAAGCUGAAGGUUGUGCCAGAAGGGAUGAAGAUCUUUAAAACCAUCCAGAGCAUCAUCCUGGACCCCUUAGGAUCAGAUUCUGGGAAGCAGACAGAAUUCAUUAAUCUUGCUCCGCGCAAUGAUAUAGUGCCCAAGAGUGAUCCUGUGACCUAUGUCAGCGUCACCGGAAACCUUGUGGCCGAAACACUUGAGAAUUCCAUUGAUGGCUCAAAGCUACAUCAUCUGAUUAUGGUGCCAUCUGGAUGCGGAGAGCAAAAUAUGAUGAGCAUGACCCCAAGCGUGAUUGCCACGCGCUACCUGGACACCAUUGGCCAGUGGGACAGAGUUGGGUUGGAGCUCAGAGAAAAAGCUAUCAAUACCAUUAAAAAAGGAUAUAGCCAACAGCUGGCGUACCGGAAAUCUGACAACUCGUAUGCAGCAUUCGCUAACAGACCCAGUAGUACAUGGCUGACAGCUUACGUGGCAAAGGUUUUUGCUAUGGCCUCAGGGCUGACUAAUAUUGACAAAGAUGUGGUCUGUGGAGCCGUCAAAUGGCUCGUGCUGAAGCAACUGCCCGAUGGAAUGUUCCAAGAAGAUGCUCCUGUCAUUCAUGGGGAGAUGGUUGGCGGGUCUGGACAGACGGAUCCUGAUGCUUCUCUUACUGCAUUUGUCCUGAUUGCAUUACUGGAGGCGCAGAGUUACUGCAAAGAGGAGGUGCCAAACCUGGGCCGAGCUGCAAAUAAAAGUGUUGAAUACUUGGAACUUCGGCUCAAGACACUGAAAAUGCCAUAUUCCGUGUGCAUCGUGUCCUACGCUCUGUCUCUUGCUGGGAGAUUGCCCAAUCACAAGCAUCUGAUGAAAUUUGCACAAGGUGGUACACACUGGGCAGAUGCCUCCCCUCAUCUUUACUCAAUAGAGGCCACGUCAUAUGCCCUUCUUGCUCUCCUCAAACUCGGCGAUUAUCACUUGGCCGGACCAGUGUCCCAGUGGCUGGCUGAACAGAGGUUUUACGGUGGAGGCUAUGGCUCUACUCAGGCCACAAUAAUGGUGUUUCAAGCACUGUCAGAAUACCAGAUUCAUGUUCCCCUUAUGAAUGAUGUUGAGAUGGAUGUAAAGAUCCGUCUUCCGACAAGAAGUGCCCCCCUGACUUGGAGGAUUGAUUCUGAUAAUGGCAUGGUCAGGCGAAGCGAACAGACAUCAAUGGAAGGCAAUAUUACAGUGACAGCAACAGGGAGGGGCAGGGGCACAAUGACGAUAAUGAGCGUGUAUUAUGUCCCACUAUCUGAAGAUGAAGUCGAAUGCAAGAAGUUUGACUUCUCUGUCUCCCUUCAAGAGGUGCCAAAUGACAAGAAACCACAUGGAGUCAUUAAGUCUAUGUAUAUGAACAUCUGUAUGAAGUUUCUUGGAAUUGUUGAUUCUACAAUGACCAUUGUAGAUGUAGCGAUGCUUACAGGAUUCACACCAGACACAAAUGACCUGGAUAUGCUGACAAACAGGGUGGAAAGAUACAUUUCCAAGUACGAGAUGGAUAAAGAGAGAUCAGAACGAGGUUCCCUCAUUAUUUAUUUGGACAAGGUGUCCAGAACGGAGAAUGAAUGUUUGAAAUUCAAGAUUCACCAGAAGUUUGAGGUUGGAGUUCUGCAGCCGGCAGCCGUCACAGUGUAUGAAUAUUACACUCAGGAGUAUCGCUGCACUAAGUUUUACCACCCAACGGAAGAGCAGGGGCAGUUGCGCAGGAUCUGCACAGGAAUAGAGUGUCACUGUGUGGCAGAGAGGUGCAAUCUCAAGAACGCAUUCAAGGGCAAGCUGGAUGUGGACGGGCGCUUGCAGUCUGCGUGUGAAGCCGGAGUGGAUUACGUGUACGAAACAAGACUGGACAAAACUGAGUCGAAUGGGGCGUAUGAUGUUUUUAUAAUGACCAUCACUAGGAUUGUGAAGCUGGGCACUGAUGAUACAGCAGAAGGAAAGCAGCGCCAGUUCUUUAGUCACCAAAGCUGUAGAGAUUCUGUGAAACUAACAGAAGGUCGUACAUAUCUCAUCUGGGGCAAAACCGCUGACUUAUGGGAAGUAAAGAAUGAGAAAGCCUACGUGAUCAGUGGCGACACGUGGAUAGAAGAGGUGCCCACUGGCAAGGAAUGUAUCACAACACAAACCAAGUUGUGUGAGGAAAUCUCCAAGUUUAUAGAUGAACUGACGCUGGUCGGCUGCACCAACUGAGCCUUCGCUGGGCUGAAAGCUGCUCCUCUCCUGUGUCGCCUUGGAUCAGAACCAAGACCAUUUUGCCAGCAGAUCAACUUAUUUCUAUUUCUAUAAAGACAAAAUAAACCGUCUCUGUAUAUAUCUAGAUCAGCGGUUCUCAACCCGUGGGUCGGAACCCCUUUGGGGGGAAAACACAUAUUUCCGAUGGUCUUAGUCAUUAGAAAGGUUGAGAACCACUGUGCUAGAUGAACCCUCUCUGUUGCCCAGGCAAGACCACAUUUCCCCCAUGCUUGCGGACCAUGAACCUGUGAGGGCAGGGCCCUCUAUUCAUCUCCCUUUGCCUUUUAUUGCCCGUUGUUUACUUUGUAUGAAACCAAUCAAUAAACCAGUGCAAGUCUGUCCCAGUAGGUCACAGACUCCCCAUUCCCCUCAAGCCUUGCAUUCUCCAUGAAA
This is a messenger RNA of Xenopus tropicalis (tropical clawed frog), 5501 nucleotides long. Its product is annotated as A.superbus venom factor 1. The record is from RefSeq and is a predicted model, not a curated record. The transcript is spliced from 42 exons. Gene Ontology annotation, cellular component: extracellular region. Gene Ontology annotation, molecular function: endopeptidase inhibitor activity. The coding region runs from base 63 to 5066 and encodes 1667 amino acids. NCBI's taxonomy places the organism in Eukaryota, Metazoa, Chordata, Amphibia, Anura, Pipidae.